Somion occarium is the source of this 2637-nucleotide messenger RNA. NCBI's taxonomy places the organism in Eukaryota, Fungi, Basidiomycota, Agaricomycetes, Polyporales, Cerrenaceae. The record is from the annotation of a GenBank genome assembly.
GGCACAUCUCGUACCGAUAUCAUCAUGCUCGUCAAAGUUAUGGCUCUUUACCUUUUGCAUCUUUUGUGUCUCUUUUUUUUUCAGUAUCCUAAGUCUAUCAACCGCAUAUAGUCCGCCUUGUCAUGUUGAGACGUGAUCAAGUGCUUACCGCUCGUGUAAUAAGGUUCCCGCCCGUCAAUACCAGCGUUCAAUGUAUUCUCAUGCACCGCCAACGAGCUAUAUUGUAUCUCCGACUCCUCUUGGACACUAACACAGUCUCACAGUUUCUCUCAAACUUCUGUAGGAUCCGUUGUAGGCAUGUUGAGACGGGAGAGUUGGACUGUGAUCUUUCAACGAAAGAAAUCUCCUUCAUACGAUUACAAGUUUCCGUCGCUGGAGGAGAUCGAAAAACAGUUUGAGGAUGCGGAGCGUGACAGGUCUAAUGUCUUCGAAUCCUCCCAGCGACAGCUUGAGUUCGAUUUCCUUGAAGCAGAAGCUGCCAGACGGCUGCCUGAGGAACAGAGGGAGCAGGAAUUUGAUCAAUUUCUGUGCCGUGUACGCGACAAGUUCCUAUCUGACGAGAAACUUCGACUUGUGGAAUUCGAAGAAGCUGAGGCCAAGCAGGAACGGGUCUUUCAAUCAAACGAGGUUCGGCGCGGUGGGGUCUUCGAGCAGAAACAAGGAGUUCGCGAGUGGGAUUUCAACAAGUCCCACGAGGAACGUGACAAACAAGCCAAAUGGUUCCUGCAGCUUAUUGAGCAGCUGUUCUCAAAGGGGCAUGCAUAUUGCGAAGAGAUCUACAACCGGAUGGUCGACUCCCUUUCUGCAGAAUUCUUAAACAUGUUGCGCUCCGCUCAAGAAACUUUCAUUUUUGCGCAAACUAAACGCAACAAUGUACUUAAGAAGAUGGUGAAGUCUUCGAAGUCUCGGAUGACCACCUUAGAGUCACAUAGUCCCUUUUCCGAUCGUGGCCGUGCAUUGGUCUCUCCAUCUGAUAAGACGGAAACGUCGCCAAAGCCAACCAUGAUACCUUCACCAUCACGAAGUCCUUCGAUCCUAUAUCGACCAAGUACGAUUGGUUCUGAUGGUCCCUGGAUCCCUGCCGCUCCCACGACCGUUAUACAAACAUCAGCGCGCCCAGCUAGUCCUUCGUCAUCAGCGCUGCGUCCGAUACGCAUUGCUCCUCGACCUGAGGUCGUAAAAAACGAAACGGAUGAUUCGCGCGGAGCUUCCUCAAGCGCAUCACGACGUCGUGCGUUACGAGAUUUAUUGGCUUUCUACUCCGCCUUGCUUCACGAGAAAGAGGAGAAGCGAGCAGUGCUGUUCAAGAGCGCAUUGAACAGUCACGACUCGACGUUCAAAAGGGCUGAGGCACAAAGGGCUUUGACAACGGGCCGACGAGAUAGCCGGUUCAACGAGGCUGAAUUUUCAUUGGAGUCACAGUUCAACUCUAGUCAAGGGGCUUUCCGCGAUCAGUUCGACAGCAGGGAACAAGUACGCAAUGGCGUUGAAGACCACAGAGACCAACUAUUUGAAGACGCUCAGAGCAGGUUUGAACUGAUAUUUGGGCAACAACAGUCUUCGCAUUCCCGGCGCGUAGGAGCUGCUUGCGCAACCGAAAAGCGCUUCGCGGCAUCAUGCAAGUCAAGAGUGAAAAAUCUCUUGCUGGGCAUGGAGCAAAUGGUUCGGGACAUUCGAGAGAAACACAGAAGAUUAUUCACAGAAGCAUGUAGUGGAUAUCAAGGAGAACCUGCGCCGCAACACACCAUUCCUGAACUUGUGUCAUCACCUCAGAUGAUAGCCCCGGUGUCACAUCACAGUCAUCAAGAUUAUAUCCGGGUGACUACAAGUCACUCUCCCAGUUUUGACAAUCUACGAGCUCCCAAUGUUCAUCUGAUUCAACCUGUCAUGGUCACACCUCCAGACCGAGCUCCUGAUCCAGAGUCCAUGUUUGCUCCUAAGACACUGUUCAAAGCCAAUGGCUGGUCUGCUGGAUUGCCUCUGCCCCAGACUGAAGAUGUUCAAAAGCAACACAUCUACUCUUCAUCAACUAUAGAAGAACACCUCAAAAUGCAUCAAGCUUUCUUUAAGAAGAAAGAAGCAAGAAGACAUAAAGAAGCUGAGCAUGCACUUCAGAGGUGGCAGCAGAUCUUCACUAUCAAUGAAUUGAAGAGACAAGAUGAGUUCAAGACUCAGCAAAAAAGAUGUCAUGAUGCUGUGGUUCAAAGGCAAGUUACACAGCCCUCUCAGUUUUGGACAGAACAGCAGGAGAGAGAGGAAGAAUUUCAGAGGAAUGAAUCUGAGAGGGAAAGGUUAUUCUGGACUCAGGAGGAGAAAAGAGUCUCAGAUUUCAAGAGUUCUCAAGAAUCCAGAGAUACACAAUUUCACAAGCAACAGGAGUCCUUGCUAACUAAAGCCCAACUACAAGAAACUCAGAGGGAAGAUGAUUUUUCUGGAUGGGAGAUCUCUAUGCAGGGAAAAUUCUGGGGAAUGGUCAUGAAGUGGAGAAAUGGAUUUGCUAAUGAUGAGUUGAAGAUGGAGAGGACAUUCAAGAAGAUAGCUCAGUCAGCUGAUGCCUGAGACUGUUGUAGGUCUUUAGCAUAUUGCCUACCACACUAGUAUUGUUCAAUUGAAUAUGCACAAGUUAUCAUUGAACUU